Molecule: messenger RNA, 654 nt
Organism: Hymenoscyphus albidus
Lineage: Eukaryota; Fungi; Ascomycota; Leotiomycetes; Helotiales; Helotiaceae
Source: the annotation of a GenBank genome assembly
GUGAUUUUCCCUACCGCAAUCCAAUAAGAAGUCGAGGGGCCCCCGCAUAAAACGGCUGUGCUGUGCAUACCUACCUACAUUAGAUAAGAUGCAAGCCACUCACUUACUUACUCACCUGAUUACUCCUUGCUUACCUACUUACUUACUCACAUCCCUUCCUCCCCCACAAAACCCAGAAGCACCAACAUCCAAAUCUCCAAACUUUCAUCAAGUAUUUACAAACUUCCAGAUAUCAAAGGUAUACCCCUCAUCUAACAACAACAAAAGCACACAAAUCCUAACGAUCUCGCUAUCACAGUCUAUAACUAAAAUCCCUCACCAUGCCAUCCAUCAACGAGCAACCCACCCAAGUCACCGAACAAAUGACGAUCGAAACUCCCACCAUUGAGACGGCCCAACCAGUAAGUUCCCCUUCCUAUCCAUCCAUCUCAUCAAACCUUCAACAAACAAACAAAACAAGUAAACAAACCAUCUAAUACCCUCAGAUCGCCACCCCAGGAAUGACCAGCGAAGUCUCCAUGCGCGGAGGUGAAGAAGCAGGCUGCGACUGCUGCUGCUGCGGCUGCGAAGAAUCAUGCUGCUAAACCCCUGGCCUUCCUCGGACUCAAAUUCCUCCAGACGAAAAACACUCCGUCAAUCACUUCGAUCCCAUGA